AUGACAAGCCUUGAAUUACAAACAACUGAAAAUUUAACUCAUCACGAUGAUGAUGAUAUCGAUGACGAUGAUGAUCAAUUAAAUUCUCAACAUAAAAUUGUGCCACUUGCAUCAGAAACUAAUAAACAAGAUUCUUUGAAAAAAACGACAAAUCAAUCUAAUUUCGAUGCGGCAAAUUUAAUAAAAACUGAUAUAAAAAAAUAUGUGAGUACUACAAUUCCAGAAGAUCAUUCAGGAUUUAUUCAUUGUCAUGUAAAACGUGAAAAAGAAGGUCGUACAAAAGCUUUUUCAACAAUAUAUUAUCUGUAUUUUGAUGGACAAACGACAGAUGAUCAAUCUUUACUUCUAAUUGCAAGAAAACAUUUUGCAGUCGGUGGACAUUCAGAAUAUUUUAUUGGAUAUAAUGUAGAUAAUCCAUCAAAAAAUCUCAACGAAGAAAAUUCAAUUGCAAAAUUAAAACGUACGACGAAUAUUGGACAUGAAUAUGUACUCUAUGAUCAUCAAAAAACUGGUAAACCACAAUUGGCAGCUAUACUUUAUGAAAAACAUUUAAUUGGAAAAGGUCAUCCAAGAAGAUUAGUUGUAUUAUUACAUGAUACUGAAAAAACGACUCGACAAUUAAAAGAUAAUGAAACUAUAAUUGAUGAAUGGGCAGCUGGACAUUCAAAUGAUUUAAUGCAAUUAAGAAAUAAAAUUCCAACAUUUAAUGAAGAAACUAAAAGUCAUCACCUGACCUUCGUUGAAAGUCGUGUAAUACAACCAUCACAUAAAAACUUUCAAUUAGUUAUGUUAACCACAAAUAAUGCAGAACAUAUUGUUAUGGAAUUUGGUCGUAUUGAUGAAAAUAAUUUCGCUCUUGACUAUCGAUAUCCUCUUAGAGCUACGGAAGCAUUUGCUAUUGCAUUAAGUUGUUUUCAUAAUCGAUUUACUACUUAA
Messenger RNA from Adineta steineri, 936 nucleotides. The record is from the annotation of a GenBank genome assembly. Lineage: Eukaryota; Metazoa; Rotifera; Eurotatoria; Adinetida; Adinetidae.